GAGUAUAAGUACGCCUUUUCUCGUUCCCAUUCUCCAGCUGCUUUGUUGAAGGGUACCUCUUGUCUGCGGAGUUUCAGCUGUAAAAAACACCCAUCAAUCAUUCCAAGAUGCGUUUCACCGACUUCGUUGCUGCGUCCUUGACGCUUGGAGGACUGAGUGCAGCUGCACCGACUCGUUACACAAACGAGACAGAGAGCCUUUACAAAGCCAUGGAGAAGCGAGGAAGAAGCUUCAUCGGAACUGCAUUGACCAUUCGCAAUGAGACCAUUGAGGAGACGAUCAUCCAGCAAGAUUUCAACUCCAUUACCCCCGAGAACGCCAUGAAAUGGGAGUCCACCGAACCUUCCCAGGCAAACUUCACCUUUGACGGCGCCGACCAGAUUGCCGCAUUUGCCACAAGAAAUGAGCUCCAGCUUCACUGCCAUACCCUGGUGUGGCACAGCCAGCUUCCCGCGUGGGUAUCUCAGGGUGGAUUCGACAACGCCACCUUGAUCCAGGUCAUGGAGGACCACAUUGCAGCUGUCGCUGGGCGUUACAAGGAUGUCUGCACAAGGUGGGACGUUGUGAAUGAAGCAUUGAACGAGGAUGGAACCUACCGUGAAAGUGUUUGGUACAACACCAUUGGCGAGGCUUUCCUCCCCAUUGCCUUUAGCCUUGCCGCCAAAUACGCCCCCGAUACCCAGUUGUUCUACAAUGACUACAACAUCGAUCUGAACGGCGCCAAGACCGACGGUGCCCGCCGCAUCGUCGAACUCAUUCAAUCUUACGGAGUCCGCAUCGACGGUGUAGGAUACCAGGCUCACUUCACCCAAGAAGCUACGCCCACCGCACCAGGACCCCUUCCUGAGCAACCCGAUCUUAUCGAGGCCCUUGAGAAGACGGCCUCGCUCGGCGUUGAGGUUGCAUACACUGAGAUUGACAUCCGCAUGAACACCCCUGCGACUGCCGAGAAGCUUGAGGUGCAGGCCGGCAUCUAUGAAAGAGUCGCUGGAGCCUGCCUUGCGGUCGAGAGCUGCAUCGGUAUGACUGUCUGGGGUAUCUCCGACAAGUAUUCUUGGAUCCCCGAGACCUUCCCUGGUGAGGGCGCGGCCAACGUUUGGGGUGAGAGCUACGAGAAGAAGCCCGCUUACACGGGAUUCUUGGCCGGCAUCAACGGCGAGGCAUAGAUAUAAGAGUGUAUUGUGAGGCUGUGAGAUGGUUACAAUAUCUGUUCUGCUGCUAUA
Messenger RNA from Periconia digitata, 1223 nucleotides. NCBI's taxonomy places the organism in Eukaryota, Fungi, Ascomycota, Dothideomycetes, Pleosporales, Periconiaceae. The record is from the annotation of a GenBank genome assembly.